AUGCACGCUCCAACCCCUACAAACAAUCUCUACCUGGCUCAGGCCCGGGCCAGCACCGAUAGCAAACAUUGUAUGGAGCUCUAUGACAAAUGGGCGGCGACCUACAAUGCCGAGGUCGGCGACGAAGCUCAGAACUAUGUUGCUCCUGCCCUCGUCGCUCAAGCAGCUCUGAAAUUCUCAUCGACAUCGCAUGGUGCUUCCAACAGUGUGAUUCUCGAUGCUGGCUGUGGAACCGGACUGGUUGGACAAGCCCUUGCCAUUGCCAAUGCAAAGACGAUUGACGGCAUUGACUUGUCCCCUGCCAUGUUGGAGAUUGCCAGACAGACUGGUGUCUACCGUGAUCUAUCCCAAGCUGACAUGAAUCGACCCAUCGAUAAGCCAGACGGAACCUACGACAUUGUGUCCUGCGUUGGCACAUUCACUCAAGGGCAUGUUGGACCGGACCCGGCCUUAAGAGAACUGGUCCGAGUGACCAAGAACAAUGGUAUUGUCAUUGCAACUAUUCUUGAUGAAAUCUGGGUCUCUGGCGGCUUCAAGGCGGAGGUUGAGAAGUUGAAAGAAGAGGGCCUGGUGAAUGUGGUCACCAAUGAGCUCAUAGACUAUGUAAAGGGACACGGCGACAAAGCUGUGCUGGCUAUCCUAGAAAAGAACCCUCGCGCCUGA
Molecule: messenger RNA, 663 nt
Organism: Penicillium nucicola
Lineage: Eukaryota; Fungi; Ascomycota; Eurotiomycetes; Eurotiales; Aspergillaceae
Product: class I SAM-dependent DNA methyltransferase
Exons: 1
Coding region: 1-663 (220 amino acids)
Source: RefSeq, a predicted model, not a curated record